Molecule: messenger RNA, 1587 nt
Organism: Acytostelium subglobosum LB1
Lineage: Eukaryota; Evosea; Eumycetozoa; Acytosteliales; Acytosteliaceae
Exons: 2
Coding region: 1-1587 (528 amino acids)
Source: RefSeq, a predicted model, not a curated record
AUGGUGAAGAAAAGACCACAAGGCAUCGUAUUGCCAAUCGACACAAAGUUGUCAAAGUCAGUGUUCGCAGAUUGUAAAUAUGUGUUUGUUGUGGACUUGCAAAGUUAUACUGGACUCGCUUGUAAUGAGUUGCUACAUCAGUUGCUGUUUGGAACAAUUGCUGAUGAGAAGGAGACGGUUGUGGUAGUUGUGAUGAAGGCAAAGUUUGCUCCGCGCUGUCAAUGUGGCAUCGGUGAACGCAAGGUCGACUACUCAUACCACAAGCACAGGUUUGUCAAGGAGGGCGAUGGCAGGAUAGUGCUGCAGCUCAAGCCAGCCGAAGGCUCCAAACGGUACCGCGACGAGCUGAUCCACUAUCUAAUCUCAAUCGUACCCGAUCGUGUCUAUGUUCACUCUGAAGACUAUAUCGAUGCCAGCUGCAAGGUGUUCUCUCUGAUCACUCCCCAGGAAGAGACAAUGCCACUCUUUAAUUGCUUUGACAUUGGAAUGCGAUUCGACUCACAUCAAAUGCAGCAGGAGGAACAUCUGGCGAAUGGUGGUGGAGAGGGCGGUGCCGAUGGCAGCAUCAGUCGCACCUCCCCCGUGCUGACCAGCACCAGCGCCAGGAGGAUGGGCACUCCAUCCAAGUCCACGCCUUCCAAGGCGUCUACAUUCGGCUCAGCGACCAAGAAGCUGAAGCCAAAGAAACAACAAGAUGAUGGUGGCGCUGGACGCCCUGGCACAGAGCAGGAUGUUGGCAAGGUUACCAAGAAUGUGGAGCAAUGGCUGGAGCGAAGACAUAAGAAUCCCAACGAUCGAACGAACCUCCCCAAGACGCGCAAGGCCUUGUUGAGUGCCAUCUCUCCAUUCUGUACAUUGUCUAAACCAUCGGAUAUCAGACCGAUCUUAUCGACGCUGGCCGACGCAGGCGAUCUCAUCCUGUGUGUGGUUUGCCAGUCGGCGCGUCCAUCAGCGCCCAACUCAUCCUCGUUCUACUUCACGCACAAGAAGAUCGAUGCCGACCUCAUCAAGCACUGCCACACGAUGAUGACCAUCAUCAACAUGCAGUACACCAACAAUAAGGAGCAGGCCGUGUCACUGACCGCCAUAUCCAAGGGCUCUUUCAAAGAGCGAGUCGUGGUCGAUGCCAGUCUCGUCGUCGACAGGUUGGUCGCCAAUGGGACCAUCGCCCUGGUGCAGAGCGAGUGUGAUGGUGGGAACGACAGGGACAGCUUCUCAAACUCGUACGGCUCGUUCAUGGGAGACAAGCAUGCCGCCAACGAUCAAGCUGUCAUAUAUAAGCAGUACCAGGACAGCGCCGAUGUAGAUCUAGACAAUCUGUUGUCGAUGCUUAACGCCAGCAGGGAGUAUACUCUUCCUCCUCCUCCUCCAACCAUGUCCACAGAGCCAUUCCUCAUGGGCUGGACAAUGGAUAUUCAACCAACUCCUUUGCCACCACCACCUCCACCACCUCCUUUCCAAACACUUCCAGCCUCGCCAGCUUCGCCACCUCGAACACUUCCAGCUGCGCCAGCUUCCCCACCAACUGGCAAGUAUACCUCAAAGUACUACGCCAACAAGCCAGCCAAGGACUACAGCUUCUUUUAA